AUGAAGUGGACACCAAUUUCGAUUGACUGGGAUACCAGCGAUAGAAGUCAAAUGGAUUAUACCCAAGACACCAUCCAAUCAGUAAACACAUCAGCCAACACAGAAGGUGUUUCUAAUGGAAAAUCCGACCCUGGUAUGAGUGCCGAGAUAGAUUCGGUAGAGAGGUUAGUGAUGUUUGGUAAAUUGAUUUCUUUAGCUCAUAAAGAAUGCAUGGAGAUAGAAACUGAUCUUAAACUAGUCCCAGAAUACACCAAUUUGGAGCACUAUUUAGCAUAUAAAUACAAGGUUUCCACUCCUGGCACUCACUGCUAUUGCAAUCGCUGCAUCGGAUUCUUGGAAAUGGCCCACUUCAACGUUAUCAAGACCCGGAAUAUAUUGUACAACAAGCUUGUUACUUUGGCAAAGAAUAAUUUGAGGUAUCGCGAGAGAUACUCAAUACUUUACCACCAAAUGACCGGCUUCAGUGUCAAGUUCUCGGAUAUGCCUUUUGAUUUGCCAAUCAUUGAUAAUUCUUGCUACGAUUACCAACGACCCAGCCCUCUGGCUAUGGGAAUCUGCCACUUUCGUCGUCGUUAUGAACAAUUGGAGACUUGCCAUGUCAAAAUUGUUCAGACCAAGAAUACUUUACGUCAACAAAUCGAUGCCAUGACUGUCAUGAAUGAAAACUUACUUGAUAAAUGCGAUCAGCUGUUCGCGAUUAUGCAAGAGAAGAUUUCGGCCAAUCCAGAAGCAUUCGAUAAACAAUACCAAUACGACCCUGAGGAUUCUUGCCCCUGUCGUCACAACUGCAGCGACUGCAAAGAGAUGAUAGAAGAACAGAUCGAGCUGCUCUACCGAGAAAGAUCCAGAUACAAUACCGAGUGCGAAACCACGAUGGAAGAAUACAAAGAGCUCGAUGACAGAUACAAGGCUCUAAUCCUUCGGGCUACCAACUCUUCAAGGUAUAAAAUUUCUCGUGGUCCGAACGAUAAUAUCUACGAGCAAUAUGAUGAUUACGUUCAUCUCAGAGUUGAACCAGAUGAAGUUCUCGUGGAGGAAUACGAACACCUCCUUCCUCACCAAGACGAAAAUUCGAAUACACCUCGCGAUCGAUGUGGUUCGUGUUCUUACUGUGCUCUCGAGCUGAAACUCAUCAAUUUUGCCAAAGUCAACCGCAUUUUCCCCAUAUUAUUCGACUUCAAGCAAGAAUACAGCGAUUUAUUCGACGAGUAUUUAGAUUUCAAUAAUAGAAUAAUAGGGAUUUGUUAG
This is a messenger RNA of Botrytis deweyae, 1248 nucleotides long. RefSeq lists its product as uncharacterized. NCBI's taxonomy places the organism in Eukaryota, Fungi, Ascomycota, Leotiomycetes, Helotiales, Sclerotiniaceae. Bases 1 to 1248 code for a protein of 415 amino acids. The record is from RefSeq and is a predicted model, not a curated record. The transcript has a single exon.